AGGCGAAACGUGAGGGUGCUCCGUGUUGUCUCGCAGAUAUCGAUUGGAGCCCGGCGUGGGUCCGCGCGCGUCAUGCGGCGAUCAUGAGCGGCAAUACCCUUGCGCGACAAAUUUACGACGAAGGUCCUGGACUCGCGAGCGUGCCGUGGCGGCCAAUUUAGCGCGGAGGUUUGUCGACUGUGUUAAUUUUGAAAUAAUUUAUAUUAUUGCCGGGUUUCCUUAAUAAUGGACCAUGCAAGAAGUACAAGUGAAUGUAUGAAUAUGGAUAUCGCAAAGCAGUCGUUUAUCGCCUAUAGCAUCUUGUUCCAGGGAGCGAUAUGGAAAUAUAAAGACUUGCGUCUGCUGUAAACUUUUCAGUGCGCAGUUAAGCCAAACGAAAUCUGAGAUGGACUCCCCACCGUCAUGUUCACUAAGCGCUGGGCCUCUCAGUGAUCUUGGUAGCAGUGGUUUGGGGGGUUCAAUUUCCAGUGAUUCCGUUCGAGCGCAUCUUGUGAUGGAGAUGCAGGAAAGUGACAUAGAGAGUAAAUCUCUAUCGCAAGAUUCCUUUGAUUAUUCAGACGGCAUGUGCGGCGAGAACUUCAACACUCUGAAGAAAGGCCCAGGUUGGGGCGACGGAGACGGCAAGUUGGAGGUUGAAGUGGUUGAUGUUGCGAUCAAACCCCCACCAGAAUUUCAGGAUAGUCCAUCGCCACCGGACUCGGAGUCUCUAUCGGCGCCGAUUCUUAGCUACGCACGUCUGAUGAGACGCAAAACGCCAAGUUGGAUCGACGAUUACGCUGAAAAUCUGAUGCAGUCAAUAGUGGAAGAAGCAUUAGCUAUUUCUUGCCGUAUCUCUUGGCCUGAGGGAAGAAUUGCACAAGCGACAAUCGCGAUUCCAGUAGUGACGCGGGUCCAACAGACCAAUCCUAAGCGUAUGUGGGACUUGAUAACGCCGCCGGUGUGUCAAAGUGCCGCUACCAUCACCAUCACUCCGUACAACACGCUAAACCGACCGAACUCACGGUGCUCCCUGGCCUCCUCGCGGUUGUCCAGCUCGCACAAUUCUAUCAACACUACCGGACUCGGUCACAAAGUCGAUGACAGUAGCUUUAUCACGUCCGCAAUGUCGCACGACGUAUUGACUACCAGCGAGAUCAGCGACAUGUACAACGUGCCGUUUGAUUCGGACAUCUACACGGUGCCGAUUGACGUGGUGCGACCGUUGCACGAUUUGCGGACCCCGCAACGGCCUAAACGGCAUCGGCAUCAUCGCAAAAGACGGCGAAAUGUUUCCGCGAGUUCGCAGAGCGAGCUGGAAGCGCACAUCCAGCAAGCGCGCCAUUAUUGCGGCAAGUCCCGUGCCAUCACGCAUGUGAUUAAAUCGCAGCGUUUGCUGGCUGACGUGUGCUGCAACGAGGGCAAUCCCGGUAUCGGUAAUAGUGGCGGUGGUGGCGGCGGUGGCACUGGCGGGAGCGGCGGUGGCAAACGGCACAGUGUGCCGGGUACUUCUGGUCGUCACAGUGUCAGAACAUCGAACGGUCACGCUCACAAUAUCGGCGAGCCGAUUCACAUGACGUUGCACGAGGUGCGACAGUACCUGCAGACGCUGUACUCGAGCUCGAGCGAUUCCAGCGAGAACAAGAUCAAGCGAGACAAAGCACCGAUGCUAGGUCAUACACCGGUGCAUCUGGCUGCUACACCCAAACCUCUUAGUGUAAAUAAUAAUAAUAGGUAUAAUAAUAACGCGCACAUAGACUCGUCCACGGACACGCCGGUGUCCAACAAGAGCACCAGCAACGGGCUGAUGAUUCAUCAUCACAACAAUAAUAACAAUCACAACAAUAAUUCCAAUAAUGCGAAAAAGCACAAGAGGAACGCGUUCGUCGGUAUCAGGCACAAAAAAGCCCGCGACGAAUCGCACAAGGAAAAGAGCGAAUCCGAGCGGGAAAAAAUGAAGAAGAGCCAGCGUAAUUUCUCAUUGAAUCUCAAACAGACGCUUUGCAACAUCUUUCGAUUUCGACGGCUGGGGUCGCCGGAUCACUUUGUGGAGAAACGUAACAGCAUCGUGCAAGGAGAGAUCGUCGAGGAGGAGGAGAGCGUCGAUUCCGAUCAACAUGCGAACAACAACAAUACCGCUACGUCUGAGACGGAGCCGUCCGCGCAGAAGUUGCCGUUCUUCAAACGCGCCUUGCCACCUCUACCGAAGAGUAACAGUCAAGUGGGCGUAGAACAGGCGGAGGAAGCCCUCACGGCAAUGGCGCCCAAGUGCGAGUCUCCGAGCUCGGUGCAACAACAAGUCCCGCCGUCCAUCGCGCGACCCGAAGAGGAGACCGUAGAGGAUACCAGUAUGGACUUUGCCGCCAGUAUUGAGAAAGUGAAGGAUUACGGAUGGUACUGGGGACCCAUAUCCGGCGAAGCAGCGGAGAAAAUAUUGUCCAAUGAGCCGGACGGCUCGUUCAUCGUACGGGACAGUAGCGAUGAUCACUAUAUCUUCUCUUUGUCGUUCAGACUCAACAGUUGCGUGCGACACGUAAGAAUAGAACAUGAUCAGGGUAAUUUCAGCUUUGGCAGUUGCACCAAGUUCAAGUCACACACGAUUGUUGAUUUCAUUGAGAACGCGGUCGAGCACUCACGUAGCGGUCGCUACCUCUUCUUCCUGCACCGCCGACCGGUCUUGGGUCCAAUGCGAGUGCAACUGCUCCAUCCAGUAUCGCGUUUCAAGCAAGUGCAAAGUUUGCAGCACACCUGCAGAUUUGUUAUUCUGAAAAUGGUGCGUAGGGAUUUGAUACCGACAUUGCCGCUACCUCGCCGGCUUAUUGACUAUCUAAGCACGCCGCAUUACUACAGCGAGCAACUCGCGGCCGAGCAAGACGACCGAGCCGAGUCACCGGUCAGUUCGUCGACCGGUGAACUCGAAAAGAUCUGCUUCACACCGCAAGGCCUCUCGUGAGGCACAGCUGUGUGAUUGUUUUCCUCCAAUCUGCUCCCUGUACAGACACUCGCGUUGAACGCCGGCACCGACUUUAGCGCGAAUUUAACUCACAGGUUAAUUGAAUUUUCAACAAAACAUAAGUUUUUGUUCAACUUAAACUUGUUGACGCUCAAGAAUUCAAUAGUUACUUGAGCAAAGUUCUGCUUGAACGCGGAAUUUUGUCUUUGUGACUUUGGAUGACUGACGCGUGCAAUAAUUUAUUUUCAUAAUAUAAUUAUUAUUUUGCUUAAGUACGAGAAUCUUUUUAUUAUACUUGUACACAUUGUAUAAUCAAAGUUUUAUCUAUCGUGCAACAAUUUAAUUUUGUUAUUUGUUCGUUACAUAAUCAAUGGUUUAAUUAAUUAUUGCAGUAACUCGCAUCA
Pseudomyrmex gracilis is the source of this 3333-nucleotide messenger RNA. RefSeq lists its product as uncharacterized. The record is from RefSeq and is a predicted model, not a curated record. Gene Ontology annotation, molecular function: 1-phosphatidylinositol-3-kinase regulator activity. The transcript is spliced from 7 exons. Lineage: Eukaryota; Metazoa; Arthropoda; Insecta; Hymenoptera; Formicidae. Gene Ontology annotation, biological process: phosphatidylinositol phosphate biosynthetic process; intracellular signal transduction. Gene Ontology annotation, cellular component: phosphatidylinositol 3-kinase complex. Bases 386 to 2929 code for a protein of 847 amino acids.